This is a messenger RNA of Malania oleifera, 4019 nucleotides long. Its product is annotated as formin-like protein 5. Gene Ontology annotation, molecular function: actin filament binding. Gene Ontology annotation, biological process: actin cytoskeleton organization; actin nucleation. Lineage: Eukaryota; Viridiplantae; Streptophyta; Magnoliopsida; Santalales; Ximeniaceae. The record is from RefSeq and is a predicted model, not a curated record. The transcript is spliced from 7 exons. The coding region runs from base 657 to 3581 and encodes 974 amino acids.
GACGCUCUCGAGCAGGGGAAUUGACGCCUCCUUUCCGCGUCGCUCCCUCUCUCUCUCCCCCUCUCUCUCUCUCUUCUUGGGAAAGAGAGCUUCGCAGGAAAGAAAAUCCGACAAUCUCACACAAUUCAAAAUCCUACAAAUUAAGAAGAAAACCAAAAGAAAAAAAGAACAGAAAAUUACACAGCCCAUUUUCUUUGGCAGCUUUCCUGCGACGCCUUUUCAAGAAGAAACCUCGCCUUUUCGACAUCUUGUGGUCAACUCUUUGUAAUUCAAUUUGAACACAUUUACAGCUAUUUCUCGAAGCUCCAUAUGGUGGAUCUGGUCAGAGGCGGGGACGAAUUUGUUUUUGCUGCUCAUUUUUCUGGAAAAGAUUGAGAAAAUCAUAUUUAUGGCGUACAUCAGUUGGGUCGAGCUCAAUCGCUUCAUUUUGGUGGGGGUUUCGUUAUAACUGAUUAGGGUCGAUUCUUUGGUGCUUUUGUUGAAGUGAGAUUUUAGAUUUUGUUUGCUUCAGAGCUUUGUUGAGGAAAAUUGAAUCGGGGCUGUCGGUUGAUGCUGUUUUGUGUUUUUGGGUGAUGAAGUAUUCCGGGUUUUAUCUGCGAGGGUUUUGAACAGGACUCGGGAGCAUAUAAAGUUCUUUUUGGGUUCCUUUUAGAUAUAUGAGUAUUGAUGAAAUGAGAAGUGUAACAUGCGUACGGAAAGCUAUUCCAGGAACAAAUGGGUGUCAGAGGAUUGGAUUGUUUUGUUACAUUGUCAUUCUGAUUUGCGCUUUGGCCGCGGGGGGCUCCGAAGGGAGGAAAAGUACGGAGGAACUAUUACUUGGCUAUGGAGUGGACCCUGCAACGAGCAAAAUAGAUGAACACACGGCAGAGCUACUACGGGUCAAUUGUGGAUAUGAUUUGACUCAUAUGGAUAUUGCUGUUGAGGAUAUUGACGUCUUUGUCCCAGAUGAAACUUCCAGUAGCUCCAAUGAAAUCCUUAGAAGAGGUCAAUCAUUGUCAAAAGAAAACAUACAAAAAGCUAUAAAUGUUCUGCAACCCCAGAUGAGACAAAUUCAUUUUGAUUGUUUGAGGAAAAAUCUUCAUUAUAUUUCUGGAGAAGAGGAUAGCUUUGAGAAAUGGUACACCAAGUAUUUUAGGUUCCUAUUGGGAAGGUCUGAUGUGCCUGUUGCUUCUAGACAAAGUCUGGGUAGGGAAUUGCAGCAAAGCAUAGCGGAAGCACCUUCCCCAGCCCCUAAAAUUGAGUCACCUAUGUCAAAUACAGCACCUUCCAGCUCUGAGGCUCCCUCAGACAACCCUGCCAGGCCUCCAUCUGCAUCAUUUUUUCCACCAAGUUUCAAUGAUUCGAGUUUGCAACCUUCAGAUGGAGAAAACUCUUCAUCUCCAGAUUCUGGAUCAAAUGUACAGUCAAAUAAGCAAAGCAGUAACCACAAAUCAGUUGUUAUUGCUGUUGUUAUUACUGCAGCAGGGACAUUCGUUUUUGCUGCACUGCUCUUUUUAUGCUGUCAAAAGUGUAGAAAUGGCUCUGGAGUUCGUCGAAACGAUGAGAGACCCUUACUUAGCUUAAGCUUAAGUGAAUUCUCUGUUGGUUCUUCUCACAAGUCUUUUCCUUUUUCAAAUACAAUUGGCAAGGAGAAGUUUGAUAACCAAUCAUUUAGCACACAUUUGGACCAUAACAAAAGGCCGCUUUCUUCUGAUAGCAGUUUGUAUGUUGAGUCUAAUUUUGUUAAUGGUUCACUAGCUGAAACUCCAUCGGUAGGAGCCAUUGGAGGAGUGGCCAAAUUCUCAGCAGAAUCAUCUGACAUUUCCGGCUAUCUUAAUGCAGAGGUACUGCCUCCUCUUAAGCCUCCCCCUGGCAGGUCGGAUGUUGGGCCUCCUGAGCCAUCUUCUUCUCUUAAGCUUCCUCCUGGAAGGGCAGGUCCUCCUCUUCCCCCGUCACAUCCUCCACCUGAACCACCUCCCUUUCCAAAACCACCUUUUGGUGGUGGGGCUUCUCCUUCUGGCCCACCUCCACCACCACCACCAAUAUCUCAUGCCUCCAAGCCUGGUCCUCGGCCACCUCCACCUCCAAAGGGUGCUCUCCCUCCACCUAGGCCUCCACAAGCAAUGGCCAUGGGUUCAAAGGUACCUCCACCAUCAUCGCUUGGAUCUAAUCAUGCAUCAAAUGCUGCUUCCAGUGAAACUGGUGCUCCUAAAACAAAGUUAAAGCCGUUCUUCUGGGAUAAAGUUCUGGCCAAUCCCGAUCAUUCAAUGGUUUGGCAUCAGAUUAAAUCAGGGUCAUUCCAGUUCAAUGAGGAGAUGAUAGAAGCCCUCUUUGGGUAUGCCCCUCCUGAUAAAGGCAAAAGUGAGCGCAAGAAAGAUUCUUCGACCCAAGAUGCUUUGGUCCCCUAUAUACAGAUUAUUGAUUCAAAAAAGGCGCAGAAUCUAUCAAUUCUUCUACGAGCUCUUAAUGUUACUACAGAAGAAGUUUGUGAUGCGCUGCAGGAAGGAAAUGAGCUCCCCAUUGAGUUUCUUGAAACUUUGUUGAAGAUGGCACCAACAGCAGAAGAAGAACUUAAGCUAAGGUUAUUCAGUGGUGAACUGUCUCAACUUGGGCCUGCUGAACGCUUUCUAAAAGUCUUGGUUGAUAUUCCAUUUGCUUUUAAGCGGGUAGAUUCAUUACUUUUUAUGAGCUCUCUUCAGGAUGAUGUUUCAAUGACUAAGGAGUCCUUUGCAACUUUAGAGGUGGCGUGCCAGGAACUUAGAAGCAGUAGACUUUUCCUCAAACUUCUAGAAGCUGUUCUCAAAACUGGUAAUCGCAUGAAUGAUGGCACAUUUCGUGGUGGUGCACAAGCAUUUAAACUCGACACUCUUUUGAAAUUAUCUGAUGUAAAGGGGACAGAUGGCAAGACCACACUCUUGCACUUUGUUGUCCAAGAGAUAAUCCGCUCCGAAGGCGUACGAGCUGCCCGUGCAGCCAGAGAAAGCAGGAGCAUCUCCAGCAUCAAAUCAGAUGACCUCUUGGAGGAUUCUUCCCAUGAUUCAGAAGAGAGCUACUGCAGCCUUGGUCUUGAGGCCAUUUCGCGUUUGGGUAGUGAGCUUGGGAAUGUCAAGAAAGCAGCAGUUUUGGAUGCUGAUUGCUUGGCAGGAAGUGUCGCCAAACUUAGGAAGGGACUGGGAAAGGCUAUGGAUUUCUUGAAUUCAGAUAUGAAAAAUAUAGAUGAAAAUAAUGGGUUCCACCAAAUUCUUAGGAGUUUUGUACAGCAUGCUGAGAUUGACAUCAUGUUGUUGGAGGGGGAGGAAAAGAGAAUAGGGGCUUUGGUGAAGAGUACAGCUGAUUAUUUCCAUGGGAAUGCAGGGAAGGAUGAGGGAUUGCGUUUAUUUGCUAUAGUGCGGGAUUUUCUUAUAAUGUUAGAUAAGGUAUGCAGAGAGGUGAGAGACUCUCAAAGAAGGGCAGUGAAGUCACAUAAAGAUGUUCCUACAAUGCAACCAUCUCCAGAUACCCGCCAGCCAGAGCCUCCAUCACCUGAUCUUCGUCAGCAGCUUUUUCCAGCUAUCACUGAAAGGCGGAUGGAUAAUUCUAGUUCAGAUGACGAGAGUCCUUAGGUUUCACUUGAAACGGGUAUAUGAGAUUCUUCUUGUAAAGUUUUGCUCUUGUAUCUCAGUUGUCUUGAAAUCGUAUUGGAACUUUUCAGGUGGCUUCAAGUCACAACAUAAGUGUUAGGAAGAUAGAUUAGGUGCCAUCUGUAGCUGACGGAAACUUAAGGUUCCAAAACAAUGGUCAAGACGAGGUCCAGCCAUGGCAGUCAUACAUACAUCAUUUGGUGAAAUGAACUUUGGUAAACAUACAAUUUAACCUAUACUGACUGUUCAGUAGUUUCAACCGUGUUGUAAUUUUCAUCCUGUUAUGGGGGUCCUGGGCAAAAUGAUUUCCAUAUUUACAUUGCCCUUCCCUCCAUGAAGCACGAUUUGUGCACCCACUGUUAGAUGUAAUGAUACCCUAAAUUCUUUUAUUUUUUAUUUCUUCAAAUUUUUGUUUGAUAA